AUGACUGAGGCGUGGCAGCAGCAGCACGCAGUGGCCCCACCACCCACCGUGGUGCACAACCUCCCCCCGGGCUCCGACAGUGCCCUGGGCUGUGCCGUGUACGGGAUCGUCCUCCAGACGGAUGGGGCCUCCCUCCAGCAGCAGCAUACCGUACCCGCCCAGCAGCCCUCCCUACAGGUAGGGGGCGAGGGAGGGCACAAGUGCGGGGCCUGCGGCCACGACAUAUCACACCUGGCUAAUCCACAUGAGCACCAGUGCAUGGGGAGCGGGGAUCGGUCGUUCCAGUGUACACAGUGUAUGAAGAUCUUCAGCCAGGCCACUGAUCUGUUGGAGCAUCAGUGUGUGCAGGUGGAGCAGAAGCCGUUUGUGUGCGGCGUGUGUAAGAUGGGUUUCUCCUUGCUCACCUCGCUGGCGCAGCACCACAACGCCCACAACAACGGCAACAACCCCAUGAAGUGCUCCAUCUGUGAGAAGACCUACCGUCCGGGCUCUGGGAACAACACCCCCACCUCCUCCGCCGCCAACCCGUCCACCGGCGAAGCUUCCAGUGGCGGGGCAGCGUGCGGAGCCUCGGCCCCUACGGCGUUUGAGGCUUCGGGACCAGACAGGCCCUACAAGUGCUCAGUGUGCCACAAGGGCUUCCGGCAUCUGUCUGAGCUGUCGCGACACGAGCGGGUGCACACAGGAGAAAAGCCCUACAAGUGUGACACCUGUGAUAAGAGCUUCAGCCAGUCCUCUCACCUGGCCCAUCACCAGCGUACCCACAGCUCCGAGCGGCCCUACAAGUGUGCCGUCUGCGAAAAGUGCUUCAAGCACCGCUCGCACCUCGUGCGCCACAUGUACGCCCACUCCGGCGAGCACCUGUUCAAGUGCAAUUUGUGCGAGAUGCACUUCAAGGAGUCGUCGGAGCUCCUGCACCACCAGUGCCAGCCCACGGUGACCUCGGACAGGCCGUUCCGCUGCGGCUCGUGCGGGAAGGGCUUCAAGCGGCCUUCGGACCUGCGGCAGCACGAACGCACGCACUCCGAGGAACGCCCGUUCCAGUGCGAGGAGUGCCAGAUGAGCUUCAAGCAGCAGUAUGCCCUGGUUCGCCACCGCCGCACUCACAAGAACCCAGCCGACCGGCCUUUUAAGUGCAACCUGUGUGACAAGGGUUUCCUGCAGCCCUCCCACCUGCUGUACCACCAGCACGUCCAUGGCAUGGAGAGCCUGUUCAAGUGUGCUUCCUGCCAGAAGGGCUUCAGCCAAUCCGGUGAGCUGCUCCGGCACAAAUGCACCGGCUCAGGGUCGGCGUCUGGGUCCGUGUCCGCGGCCACGCCGGUGGUGGAGAAGCCCUACAAGUGUGACGUGUGCGGCAAGGGCUACAAGAAGAAGUCGACGCUCCAGCGCCACCAGAACUCCAGCUGCCAGGAGAAGCCGCUGAAGUGCUCCCUGUGCAACCGGCGCUUCCUGUCGCCGUCUGAGUUCGUGACACACCGUUGCGACCCAUCCCGGGAGAAGCCCCUCAAGUGUCCCGACUGCGAGAAGCGCUUCAAGUAUUCCUCGGAGCUGCAACGUCACCGCCGCGUUCACACCGGGGAGAAGCCCUACAAGUGCUCCAGCUGCGACAAGAGCUUCAAACAGCGGGAACACCUGGUCAAGCACCAGGCGGUGCACUCGCGGGAAGCCCAGUUUAAGUGCGUGUGGUGCGGGGAGCGUUUCGUGAACCUGGGGGCCCUCCAGGAGCACACGGUCCAGCACACUGCAGAGGGAGGUGGUUACCCUGUGGCCCCUUGCAUACAGUGA
Molecule: messenger RNA, 1785 nt
Organism: Coregonus sp. 'balchen'
Lineage: Eukaryota; Metazoa; Chordata; Actinopteri; Salmoniformes; Salmonidae
Source: the annotation of a GenBank genome assembly